CCGUUUGAACCUUGUUCAUCCCUGGCCCUGAAGUGAAGCACAGCGUUAUUUUCUCAGACAGGCACUAUGGCUAACCAGCUGUUUGCCAUUCUGCUCUUUGCUUUUCUGUCAGGGCUCCUGGAGGCAGAAAGGAAUGUAUUCUUAGGGGACAAAACUGCAAACAAAUUUUUGAGAAGAACAAGACGUGCCAAUUCAAUAUUUGAGGAGGCUAAGCAAGGGAAUAUUGAAAGAGAGUGCUACGAGGAGAUAUGCUCAAAAGAAGAAGCCAGAGAGGCCUUUGAAGACAAUGAGCGAACAGACGAAUUUUGGAAUAUAUAUUCUGAUGGAAAUCAGUGUGAGACUAACCCUUGCCAUUAUGGUGGAACGUGCAAAGAUGGAAUUGGUAAAUACACCUGCACGUGUUUAGAUGGCUAUCAUGGCCCCAACUGUGAAUCAGUCAUCCAAAAGUAUUGCAAACUAAACAAUGGUGGCUGCCAUCACUUCUGCACCCUUGUAGAAAACACUGUUGUAUGCACUUGCGCUGAUGGAUAUAUUCUGGGGGAAGACGGAGCAUCUUGCGUUGCUACAGGAAGUUUUCCCUGUGGUCAAAUUACAAUGAAAAAAGAAGUACCAAAAAAAAAGAGGGAAGCAAAUUCAUUUGGAGACAUGAUUGAGUAUGAAGACACAGAGUUGAUUUAUGAUGAUUCAUUGAGUGACCAGAAUUUCACCAGUGACCAGAAUUCCUACACUCCUAGCACCUCCGUACGCGUCCAGGGUGGCACCUCGCUCAACAGUGCACAGAAUAACUCAAAAACAGAGAUUAAACCUGGUGGGAGAGUAGUUGGCGGAGAAAAUUGUAAGCCAGGCGAAUGUCCAUGGCAGGCACUUCUCAUAACUGAAGAUGGUGAUGGGUUUUGUGGAGGAACAGUUUUGAACCAGUUUUUUGUGCUCACUGCAGCUCACUGUAUAAACCAAACAAAAUCAAUUAAAGUUAUUUUAGGGGAAGUAGACAUCGCUGCAAGAGAAAGAACCGGCACACUUUAUGCUGUGGAAAAAAUAUUUGUGCAUCAAAAAUUUGUAUUGCAAACUUAUGACUACGAUAUUGCCCUCAUUAAGCUGAAGAGUCCCAUCCAGUUUUCAGAAAAUGUUACUGCUGCAUGUCUUCCCACUCCAGACUUUGCAAAUCAAAUCUUAAUGGCUCAAGAGACAGGCACCAUUAGUGGGUUUGGACGCAUCCAGGAAAGAGGUCGGCAGUCCACCAGGCUUCGAGUUGUUAAACUACCGUAUGUCGAUAGGAAUACCUGCAAGCAAUCAAGCAAUUUUGCAAUCACCGAAAAUAUGUUCUGUGCUGGCUAUGAUACAAUUGCAAAGGAUGCAUGUCAGGGGGACAGCGGAGGCCCUCAUGUAACUGAAUACAAGGGCACUUAUUUUGUCACUGGUAUUGUGAGCUGGGGAGAAGGGUGCGCAAGAACAGGAAAAUAUGGGGUUUAUACAAAAGUAUCAAAAUUCAUAAUGUGGAUCAAGAGAAUUAUGGCUCGAGCCAUGCAAGGCAAGGUUGCAUAAACAGGGCAGCUGUUGCCUGUUUUGGUGAACAUAGGACUAUUCAUCAGUGAAUUCUGUUUAGAACUUCCAAAGUCACUGCAAUUUGCUGUUGUGUUCUUCACAUAGUUUGCCUCUUAUCUUGCUAUAGUCGAGUUCCCACACAUUUAUACUGGCAGGUUUGAAGGGGGGGGGGUUGUUUCAGUUCUUACCUCUUGUGAGUCACCCAUUUCAAUUGAUUCCCAAGCUCCUGAAUGGAGCCUUUGACUGACCCAAAGGGAUAUGGGAAUAGAAUCACAAUGAUGAUGAUACAGUUCCAUUUUUAAAGCAAUCAGGUGCUGAUAAUAUUCAACCAUUAAUAGAGAGAUUCGGUGUACUUUUUAAAAAAAGGAUAUCACAAUUAAAUCAAGCAUUUUUAUAUCAGAAAAUGUGGGUGUUGGAAAAGUUUAGAAACUUUUCAGAUUUGUGAAUUCAGCUAAAUGGUUUUUUUUUUAAUCCACAUUUGAGUUAGCACUUGGACAAAUUUUGACUGCAAUUAAUUUACUUGGACAGUGCGUUAUUUACAAUUAAGAUUUCAGUAAUAUUUUUAACAUUAGUAUAAAUUCCCUGCUUUAAAACUUUGUUUCUUGACAUCAUAAUUAUAGCAAGAUAAGGACUCCUAAAUUUAGAUGGAUUAAAUGGAGGAAUUAAGGACAUGCUUAACUUCUAUGAUAACCAAUGGGAAUUAAAAGUAAGUAAUAUUGCAUUACUGAUAUAUACAGUGCUUUUUUUCUAAAAAAAGUUUUAGGGGUACUCUCAGUUUGACUCAAGAAAAUCACCAUUUUAUAGUUCAAAUUUUUACUUUCUCCCAUUAGAUUCACAAAAUGUUUAGGGGUAUGCGUACCCCCUGAAAAAAAGCACUGGAUAUAUCACAUACCAAUGAUGAAGUCUAGGAUCACGGACCUAUUAACUAGCUGAAUUAAAACUAAAUAUAAGCAAAAGCAUCAUAAAUUAGCAGAGAAAUGCUUCGGAAUUGAAGUAGGGGGUAGCUUUACUGCUUUGUUUUUAAAGAGAUACUUUCUGUGCUGAAGUCUAUAAAGAAAAAGGAAGGAAGCAAAACAGCCACAGUAGUAUUCAUUGCCAUUAAUAUCCCAAAUAGUAUCCAAAAUAGGUGAUAGACCACCUAAUUUUACAUAGCAACCCCAAUGACAAUGAAUGUGUGUCCUGGAAAAAAUUUAAAAUGUAGCACACCUGCUUAUGGGAGAAAGUAUUGAUAUCCCUGCAUGGGAAGACUGGUGUGCCGCAUCAACAAUACCUGCAUAAACACAAACCAAUCCUGUACAUACAAACUUACAAACUAAGUCCCACUGAGGUUAAUGUAAUUAAUCCAAAAUAAAUGAUCGUAUGUGGAAAACAAUUCACCUGAAAAGGCCCCUAGAUUCUAGCUUUUCUGUGAUAUCUGAAGCUGAAGUCACAGCCAGUUCAUACAGUUAGUUUAAUGUAAUGGUUUGGAUGGCGGGUGAAACCGCUACAGCUGACUUUUUUUUUUUGACACAGUGGUUGAGCCUAUGAAUGUGUAGUAUGGUACAAUUUGCCACCUUAAGAUCUGAUACAUAUUUUAAAGACUUUCUAUAAAUGCUGGAAUGCAUCCUUUAUGCCUCAGGGCACUCAAGUCAUGCCUUUGGUCAACAACUAGUUUCAGAAGGGAAUUAAGGUCGUGGGCCAAAAUCCUAUCUUCCAAAGAGGCUAGCUGAUAAAAACAAUAUGACCACCAUAAAGCCUAUACAACUUGGCUGUCAAUUUUGAAAAAAAAAACCUUGGUGGAUUAUUCAUAUGUAUUUUACUUCUUCUGUUUCACAAUAUUUUCCAUAAUUCCAUAUUCUCAUUUGUUCUGUAUGCAAUAGUAAAACAAUAUGUUAGAAGUUU
This is a messenger RNA of Eublepharis macularius, 3423 nucleotides long. RefSeq names its product coagulation factor X (gene F10). Gene Ontology annotation, cellular component: extracellular region. The record is from RefSeq and is a predicted model, not a curated record. Gene Ontology annotation, biological process: proteolysis; blood coagulation. The transcript is spliced from 8 exons. Lineage: Eukaryota; Metazoa; Chordata; Lepidosauria; Squamata; Eublepharidae. Gene Ontology annotation, molecular function: serine-type endopeptidase activity; calcium ion binding. The coding region runs from base 67 to 1542 and encodes 491 amino acids.